Nylanderia fulva is the source of this 3072-nucleotide messenger RNA. RefSeq lists its product as uncharacterized. NCBI's taxonomy places the organism in Eukaryota, Metazoa, Arthropoda, Insecta, Hymenoptera, Formicidae. The record is from RefSeq and is a predicted model, not a curated record.
AUGGAGGAAAGGCUUUCCAAGCCGUCGAAAGCUGACAUCUCCAAGAGGGCUCGAGGAAGCGCGCCGUCCCGCAAAACCUUGCCACGCAUCAAUCUGCCUCAAUUCAGCGGCAAGUUCGAGGAUUGGCCAAGCUUCCGGGACCUGUUCUGCUCCAUCAUCCUCGGGGAUCCAUCCUUGACUAAGAUCGAGCAGCUGCACUAUCUCAGGACGAGUGUCAAGGGCGACGCGGAGCAGCUCAUCCGGAACCUACCUUCCACGAAAGACAACCUGGAACAGGCGUGGGACAUGCUGACGACUUACUUUGAGAACAAGCGCCUCCUCGUGCGUUCCUACCUGACGGCCUUCACCUCGCUGCCGCGGAUGAAGACUCCCUUGGCCGACGGAAUCCGUCGGAUCUUUCACGGUGUACUCACCACAGUCGGCGCGCUGAAGGGCAUUGGACGUCCGAUAAGCGACUGCACCGAUCUCUUUGUGCACCUGGUCGUCGAGCUGUUGGACGCCGAAACUCGACGCGAGUGGGAGAGUUCGCUCGGCAAGUCUGCUGAGCCGCCGUCGUACGACAUGCUCCGGGAGUUUCUGCAGGAACAGCUGAUGACCUUGGAGGUCCUCCAGUCCACCAGGCCCGGACCAUCAAGCAAGCCCUUGGAGAAGUCCAACCGCGCCGCUCGCACGAGCCACGUGGGGAGCAAGGGAUCAGACCCGAGCCGCAGCUGUCCGCUCUGCAAAAAGGAUCACUUCAUCGCGUACUGUGAGCUGUACAAGAGAAAGACAGUGGCUGAAAAAAAGAAGGCAAUCAAUGCUCACCAACGGUGCUGGAACUGCCUGGGUCGGCAUCUCCUUGCUGAUUGCACGUCCUCCAAGGUGUGCAUGAAGUGCUCUGGCAAGCACCAUUCGUCUCUUCACGACGCCUUCACCGCUGUGGCUCUGCCUGCUGCCGGACCAUCUUUCGCGGUGACGACCCACGUCGCCAGGCGACCGCCGGUGGAAUGUCGAUCAGCACUUCUGGCAAUCGCGUGCGUGCUGGUGGCUGAUCGCGCGGGCACUCGCCACGACGUCCGCGUCCUGAUUGACCCGGGUUCGGAGACAUUACUGAUCGCGGAAUCUCUGGCACAACGCCUUCGCCUGCCGCGGACUUCUUCCUCAGUGGCCAUCUUCGGAGUAGAUGGCAUCCAGUCAGGCGUCUCUCGAGGGCAAACAGCGGUCACCAUCUUCUCGCGCGACGGGCACUUCGCGCUCGCCGCAUCGCCACUCGUGCUGCCGCGCCUAACCGUGUACGGUGGCAUUCCUGAGGGAGAAGCUCGAUCAUGGCCGCACCUUGAUGACCUCGACCUCGCUGACCCUGAAUUCCACCGCCAGGAUCCCGUGGAAUUGCUGCUCGGUGCGGACGUCUACCUGGAUCUUGCCAUACCGGAGGGUCUUCGUAGAGGAGGACCACAGGAACCAGGAGCGCUGCUGACGCGCUUCGGAUGGAUGCUGUUGGGCGCCGUCGGGGCCUGCCACAUCACAAACCCUGUGUCGUCGUUGCAAUGCAUCACAGUGGAGGACCUUGCCGAGCUGGUGCGUCGUUUUUGGGAAACGGAGGAGCCCCCCCGUGCCGUCCUUCCGCUGACCGCUGACGAGCAGGAGUGCGAGAACUACUUCUUGCGCACUCAUCGACGACUAGCAGACGGCCGCUAUCAGGUGCGGCUCCCGCUGCGAUCGAGGCUGCCGGACCUAAGCUCCACCCGUCGCACCGCGUCACGUCUCCUCGACGUCAUGAGGCGUCGCUUUGACCGCGACGACAACUUCGGGGUGCUGUAUCGCGACUUCAUGCGCGAGUACAUCACCUUUGGGCACAUGACGCUCGCUGCCUCCACUGUGGCUUCACCAGGUGACCGGAUCAACUUCUUGCCGCAUCAUGGGGUGCUGCGGACUUUGACUGCCGGCUCCAAGAUCCGCGUCGUCUUCAACGGAUCAGCUCGCACGGGCGCCGGGGCGUCUCUCAACGGUGUGCUGCACGCUGGGCCUAACUUGCUGUUGUCUCUCGCUGAUGUCCUGACUCGAUGGCGGCGGCACCGGUACGUCUUCAUCGCCGAUGUCCAGAUGGUGUACCGGCAAAUCCAACUUCAUCCGGACGAUCGAGACUUGCAGCGGAUCCUAUGGGCAGAGGACAACGAGGUGAGAGAGUACCGGCUGAAUACUGUCACGUAUGGCUUGGCGAGCGCACUAUACCUCGCCAUACGAGUGCUACGGCAGCUUGCGUCGGACGAAGCCAACCGCUUUCCGCUCGGUGUCGAUGUACUGCAGCACGACGUGUAUGUGGACGACAUACUUACCGGAGCUGCUGACUUGGACGUUGCUCGCUGCCUCCUGGGACAGGUGACCUCGCUCUGCAUGGCGGGCGGCUUUCCGUUGAAGAAGUGGGCCUCCAACGACAACCGCCUCCUGGAGAUCAUCCCGGUCGAGCAUCAGCUAGGCACGACGACCGGCGCGAGGCUACCUGCAGACGAGCACUCGGUGCUGGGUCUCCGCUGGAAUCGCGAGGAGGACACCUUCUCGCUGUCUGUCCAACUGACUCCAUCGGCCCCACCUACCAAGCGGACCGUGCUGGCGCAGACCGCUCGCCUGUUCGACCCGCUGAGCUGGCUAGCAUCGAUCCUCGUGCGUACAAAGUUGCUGAUCCAGUCGGCGUGGCUGCAGCAGCUCGAGUGGGACGCACCGCUCUUACGCGAAGACACCGCCGCAUGGACAGCCCUCGAGGAGGAAUUGCCGUCACUGAAGGAGAUCCGACUGCCACGUUGGCUACAUAGCAACACUCCACACAGCUCCGUGGCGCUCCACGGCUUCUCGGAUGCUUCCGAACGAGCUUAUGCUGCUGUGGUCUACAGCAGAGUGGAGGAUGGCGGACUGCCCCGCAUCAACCUGGUGGUCGCCAAGAGAAGGGUGGCCCCGUUGAAACGUGUGUCGCUGCCGCGACUAGAACUCUGCGGAGCGGCUCUGCUGUCAAAACUAGCAAAGCAUGUGCGGCUCUCCUUGGGUCUGGAAAGGUCGGCCGUCACUCUCUGGACGGAUUCCACGGUGACGCUUGGCUAG